CGAUUCGCCCACCCCAAAAAGCCCUUGGUUUUCUUUAUACUUAUACCUCACCUUUCGCACCUCCAUCCACCGCUCGACAUCUCCAACAUCACACAUUAUAUAAUCUCAUACAUUGCCCAGGCUUUUAAUAGUCUUUGUCUCUUGUAUCAUCAUUGUUACAAUAGAUAUUCACUUGAACUGCAUACCUUCUGGCACACUCUCUGCUGCCACUACCAAAACCCACUGCUGCCCACCGACUGGACAACAGCUUAGCCUUCCAUAGGCUACGCAUUCACCGUGUGUCAAACAUAUAUAUACACAUUCUUCUACCCAGACGGGCGCGAGACAACAACCAAAGAGCCAAAGUACUGCAACUUGGCUAGCUUCGGUCUCCCCUGCAGCAAUAAUACAGUCAUAACCCAUCCUCCCAUCAACAUGUCUUACAGAGACGAGCCCACCUACAUUGGUGGUCAAUACCCACCAACUCCCUCCUACUCUCACACUGGCAGCCCCGUCAUCACCACAUACCGCUCAGGAAACGAGUCGGACCGCUCGCAACGCUCUCACCACUCCCAGCGCUCCCACCAUUCUCACCGUUCCCACCACUCUGGCAACGGAGACUCCAGCCGCCGCCGCCCAUCCUCGAGCUUAUAUCCUGACGGUCUGCGCGUUUCCAACUAUGGCGAGCGACCUCAGUACAUCUACUCGUCUUCCCCCAGACGCGAGGGUGAGCGUUAUCUCGUUGUCAACAACCCACCCACACCCAGAACACCACCACAGCCAUACGACAUGCCCCGUACGGCUCCCACCUCCCCCAACGUCUACAGCACCUCACCCCGCGAGUCUUACCGUAACCGACCCAUGACCGUCGACGACAGACCCAGAGUUCACAUCGAAAUCAACUCCCCUAGAAUUAGCAAGUCCUCUCGACAAGGAUCCAACUCCCGAAGCAGCCACACUUCCGCAUCCGAAGACGAGGAGCGCCGACGCUUGCGCCGCCAGCAGCGCGAAGCCUCCAACACACAGUCGGGCAGUGCCAUCUGGGAAGAGGGGGACAACCUCGCCCGCGAGCAAGAGAAAAGAGACAAGCAGGAGCGCCGCGAGGAAAAGCGCCGCCAGGAGGAACUUCUCCGCGCCGAGAAGAUCAAGGAGAGAAUCAACAAGGCCAACGAGGAGAUUGACAACCGCCCCGUCACUCGCCCCGUCCCCAAGCACCUCAAGAAACCUAUUGUGCGAAACGCACCCUCCUCAUCCAAGCCUCGUGUCCCAUCUCCUCCCCGCCAUAACAUUCCCACUCCCACUGCAUCUGCCGACGAGCUUCUCGACGGCAUGCGCAAGGUCCGCUUGAGCGAUUCGGAGCGCGAGGAGAAGAAGGCCCGUAUCCGGGCUAUCAAGACUGAGCGCGCCGAGGAAGACGCACAGAGAGCUCGCCUAUCCGAGCGCAUGCUACCUCAGCGCCGUGCCACUAUCGGGUCAGGCAGCCGCCGGCCCAGAACCUACUACGAGGACGGCGUCUUUCGCUACGAAUAAAUGCCGGAAUCAACAGGAGCCAUUUGUAUUAUGGAGCUUUUAGUCUCCAUCCUCUUUUUGUAUUGUCAUUUUUUUUUGGAAAGCGAAGCAUCGGCAUAAAAUGCCAACAUCAUAGACAUUUCAUGUAUUUUAGACCAACCCACUUAGACAGCACCCGGCCCAAGAGGAAGCCAGGGACUACAGAAUGAAGACCAAGAAUCUUAAUCUCACCAUACCAAACUCUCUUUCUUUCAUCAUCGUGAAUAACUCUCUUCCGAAAUCGCCCUCGCCGUCCGUCUUGUGAUCACUCCCUUGGCUUGCAUAUGCACAAUUCUUG
Messenger RNA from [Torrubiella] hemipterigena, 1825 nucleotides. The record is from the annotation of a GenBank genome assembly. Lineage: Eukaryota; Fungi; Ascomycota; Sordariomycetes; Hypocreales; Clavicipitaceae.